Molecule: messenger RNA, 7705 nt
Organism: Apis mellifera (honey bee)
Lineage: Eukaryota; Metazoa; Arthropoda; Insecta; Hymenoptera; Apidae
Gene: east
Product: putative leucine-rich repeat-containing protein DDB_G0290503
Exons: 8
Coding region: 599-7141 (2180 amino acids)
Source: RefSeq, a predicted model, not a curated record
CGAUCCCAAUCGACGAACGUGUCAUUAAGUGACGCUGAUAACGUAAAAUUCGACAAAUAACGCGGGGUUAGUUAGUGCAAAUAUUGUAUAGAGAGAUUUCGAAGUGCCGCGUUGUUCCAAAUUUCGCUAGAAGAUAAUCGGAAUAAAAUCGGGCUUUCCCAAGCUAUUUUCUGUCUCGUCAGUAAGUAGGAGUUUCUCCUGAAGUAAACAUAUCAUAGAUAACGGUUUAUGUAAAGCGACAGGGGUUGAAUUAGUUAAAAUAACGCGAUGAAUUAGUGCGAACGGACUAUGGACCUGGGAGAGGUCGUGUGUUCUACCGUCAGGUGGCGGUAGCCUCAAAACAGUGGGACAUCGUACAGACACCCUGCAACGGGACUGUGUUUUUCACAGAAUUGUUUUCCGCGUUUUCCCGCAAAAAUUACGUUCUCUGGCGGUGAUUUUUUGUCUCAGAGGGCCGCAUCUAUCAACCCCACUAUCCGGCCGGCCGCUCACCUACUCACACCUAAGACGAAUUAUGUAGUUUUUCCAUUUGGUAUACAGUCAAUUUGUUCCUGUCUCGUUUAAAAGAGGAAAGGAGCCCAAUGUGGGUGGAAGUGAGAUGGCAUCCAGGGAAAAGAAACCCUUAGUGCCUUCAAAAGCAAAACAGAAGGCGAAUAAUGAUUGUAGCUUGCCAUCAAAUGAAAUUAAAAGUAGAAAGGGCAAGUCCUUGUCAAAUCUGAAACAGCAACAACUUGCACGAGAUAUAUUGGAGGCUGUAGCAACUGGUAGUCAACUUCCUCCAAAAUUAGAGGCAAGCCUACCGCGUAAAAAGGUUCUUAGGAAUCUGAAACAUAAGCAAAAGUUGAAAGUAGCAAAAGCAAAUCUAAUUAAAUCGAAGGUUACGAGGAAAGUGGCCAAUAGAAAUUUGUGUAGAAUACCUUCUGACAUCAAGAAAAGUGUGAGGACUAAAAGAAUCAAAUUAUCCGAAGAAAAUAGUACCAAGGCAUCGUCCAACAAAAGCUUGGAACAUCAGAUAAACGAAGCAGAAGGUGAAAAUAUAGGAGCAGAAGGUAAUAGAAGUGCCAAGAACAAUCUCAGGACUAAAAAGACCAAGUUUAUAUUAAAAAAUAUCGGAGAAGUGGAAAGUGAGGACAUUUUAGAUAGAGAUUCAGAUUCGGUUGCAGGUUGCAGUACGAAGAGCAGUCCAAAACUCAAUAGGAAGGGUAGAAGUUUGGAGAGUUUAGAAGUUUCUUUGCCCAGAGGUGUGAAAUCGAAAUUUUCAGGAUUCAAAAGAAACAGUAUCAAAGAGAAAGAUACUUUGAUAAAGACAGAAGUUGACAUCAAAUAUACAAAAGGGAGGAAGGCCACCAGAGACUUGGAUUACACGAGUAGUAGUAACACAAGAGUUUCCAAGUCCCUUUUGGAUAGUAAAAGUUCUAUAGAUCUUACCAUUGACGAAGUGAUAGCUUCAAUGUUGAGCGACACAGAGAUAGACAAUCAACAGGGAAUAGCAGAAAAAAUAGAGGGGAAAUUAACAAGGAGCAAGAAGAUGUUGGUGGAAGAGAAUAUAGUUUCGGAUAUUGAGAUUAAGAAAGAGCCAGACAGCGAAGAGAUUAAAAUUACUUCUGAUGGGGAGAAUUUUGAGACGGAAUCCAUUCAGAGUGUCUCAAUUCAUUUGAGAAAAAGAUCCAACGUAAACAUCAUCAAUCAAAGAAGUUUGAGGAAUGGCAAGCUGAGGCAAUCCGAUUCUGUGAUCUCCUGUGACUUAGAGCUUAAAAAGCGUCGACGAUUGAAUUCGGACGAUCCAAUCGGUUCGGAAGUUUCGUCCGCUGACAACAAUAUCGCUGAUAACAAUAUCGAUUCCGAAUCCAGUUUCUCCGAAUCCAGCGGCAAUGAUUCCCAAACGAUCGUGACACCGAUCAAAGAUGAAAUGUGCACGAGCAAAGAGACGUUGAAAAGUUUCGAGGACAGUUCCCAAAUUGGUCCAGAAGUGGAGAAUAACAACAACGGCGACAAGGGUAGCGAGUUAGGGCCCACGCUUCGCUCGAAGACCAAGGCGAAGAGUGGCGAGGUGGAGGUGAAAAAUGACAAUAUAAAAAUCGAGUACAGCAGAAUAAUACCUAAAAAUAUGGAGGUGCAGGAAGAGUUGAAAAAGAUGAGCAAUUUGGAUCAAGUUAGAAAGGACAAUAUAUUGGCAAAACUGUCCGACAAGUCCAAGGGUAGAAGGAGUAGUUUAAACAUAGACAUGAAGAAGACGGUGAACUCGUUCUACAACGCUACCGAUAAAUCGGACGGUAAUCCGAAAUCUCAGAUAGAUCAAAUGAUAGAAAACAUCAAGCUUACGAUCGCCAAAUCCAUCGAGAGUAAGAUCUUCGGCCCGGAGAAGGGGGGGCUUGGAUUGGGGAAAAACAACUUCGAGAUACCGAAAAUCGAAGAGAUAAUCGCACCGUUGAGCGCCGAGUCUCAAAAAUUAGGGCUGGAGGAAAACACGGGGGACGAGGACAACAACAAAUCCGCCCCGGGCGCGAAGAAUGAGAUGAAGCCGGACAAUUCGGAUAAUUCAAUACCAAAAGUGGCCGAUACUGCCAAAGAAAUUGAGAAACUAGUCAUGGGUGAUAUUGAAUUAGCCGAAACUCAUUCUCAAAACGUGCAGGAGAACGAGCCAUCUGACACCUCUGAUGCGAACAGCAACACUCACAGCAACGUUUCAGAGGUGGUGAAUAUUAUCGAAAACGAGGAUUGCAAAAUUGUCGUACAGGAGGAGGGUGAAUCGAACGAGACGUCCAAUCUGAUGAAGGAGGGGAUGAACGACGUCGAUGACGCGGAUGAAGAUCAGAUAAAAAUCUUAGACGACGGGAAGAAAGUUGUUAGGAAAUCCUCGAGGAUGGUGGAUAAAGUCUCUUCUCCCGAGAGCAAUGACAAUAAAAAAUUGGGGAAGGCGGCGGGCAAACAGGUGGCUGCUCACAAGCCUGAGAAUUGCGAGGAAUCGUCGCAGGGGUGUGAGAAAUCCAAGGAGACCGGGUCAAAGAGCAAAGAGUCGUUUAAAAACGAAUCCACGGAGAAUAAAAUUGCCUCUGAAUUUCCAGUUGACGGUGCGAUAACCGAGUCGAAGCAGGAGGAGACGGAGGAAGGCGCAGCAAAGGUGGAUGCGACGAACGAGGAUGGGGCCAAGGUUUCCACGACGAACGAGGACGUGGAAACUUUAGAGAGAAUCUCGAAAGAGGUGGAGAGGAUGGUGGCGGAGGACGAGUCUGCGCACCAGUUGCGAAUCGGCGCAGACGAGUCGCAAAACGAUCAGGAAUCUGCAACGAUCAAAACUGCGGCAGAAACUUCUUCAUCGUCGUCCGUUGAGUUAGCGAUGGAUGGUGCUGAGAAUCGAGGGACGAGUGCAGGCGAUGAGUUGGAAAAUAAGGACGAGGGCGAGAAGACGGUGGAAAAUGCCAAAGAAGUUGAGAGAAGAGAAGAGAGCGUGUCGGAAAUCGUUAAAAAAGAUAAAAAUGAUUGCGAAAUAUUAAUCAAUCUCGAUUCUAAUUCUAAAUGUAAUCUUACAGUUCCCAACAGUGGUUGCAAUCCUCUUCAAGAAGAAUUGAAAAAAGACUCGAACGAAAAUGAAAAGGAAGAUAAAUUCAACGAGGAGAAUGACGCCAAUAACGACUCCAUGCAAUUAUGUGAUAACGAGAUUUAUAACAAUUUGGAAAGCGAUACAACGAAAGAGGAUAAGAAAACGUCCGUGGAUACCGUGGAAGAGCAAAAAUCUGUCAAAGACCAAGAUACCAAGAAGCGAGUAUUAAGGACGCGUGACAAAACGAGGGGGAAGUUUGAAAAGGGGCAGGGUUCGUGCAAGGAAAAGGAGACCGUUUCGAAAGCGAGGACGGAAGAAGAGGAAAAACCGCAAAACUCCAAAGAGGAGGAGGAUUCGGAGGAGAAAGUUCAAGAAUCGAUGACGGAGGACACGGAUGACGCUCAAAAUAGCGGUGAGAUGGAUCCAAGUGAUCUGGUGGAGCCCCAGGCACGUACCAAACGUAGCAGAGAGGCGAAGAAACGUAAAGAGGAUCAGUUGAAUAUGUUGAAGAACAAGCGAGCGAAACGCGAGAUAAGGAGAUGCGAUCAGCAGAACAAGGAGGAGACCCUUUUGGACAACGAGGUAGCGAAGAUUAACGAGAACAAUCGGUCUUUCUUAAACAAAUAUGAAAACGGGGUGGAAUGCGCGACAAAUUUCAGAGGUUUCUCCGAGGGUGGAAGAGACAGCUUGGAGAAGCACGAAAAAGCCGCGGAUAACGUGAGAAGUAAGUCGGAGAAUGAUCUGAUCAUAGGGAAAGAAAAUGGUAGGAAAACGUGCGAGAACAGAUUGUCGAGGAAUUUGUCUGAGAACCACGUGACUAAAGAGGUGGAAAAUAUGGACAUGCUGGACGUCGAUUGCAAGCCUAUAAAAACGCCGGAAACGUCGCAGAAAGACUCUGACGAGACGUCCACUUCUGGGGAAUCGUCGAGCAGUGUCAAUAUUACUCCAAAGAUUUUGGAGACGCCUGAGGACAAGGCGAAGAAAGAGUCAAUUUUGAGACUACUUGGUUUGGAAUCCCUGGAAAAAGCUGCCGAGAGAUUGAAUCAUCAAAAGGCGAAGAAAGGGCAGUCCACAGGAACCUUAAAAACCGUGAUUCGUGUCCAGAAAGAGAGGGAGAAGGACAAAAGGCGAUCGAGAUCACCGCUAAAAAUGGUACUGAAACAGGGUCGCGGAGAUGGUGAAGGAGACUCGCCAGAAAAUUUCUACACUAUUCAAAAGGAGUUAGGAACCAGUGGUUGGGGAGAUAGCAGCUCUGGUGCGAACCGAAAGUUCUCUACUAACCACAGACACUCUUGCGACGAAGAUAAUGAAGAUGCAGCACCAAAGGAUCGUCAGUCUCUUGUUAUUCCAGAAAAAUCCUCUUCUUUUUCCAUUCAUCCAGGACGCUUGUGUGCGGACGUAUGUUGUUAUUGCUUUGGGAAAUUCGGUUCUUUAGAUACACCAAUGCAUCUUGCUCAAAUGAAAUCUGAUGAAAGGCGCAAAAAGAUUUUAAACAUAGAAAGACAUUUAACUAAGGAUUCUUGUUUAUGCGAUGCUUGUUACCGCCAUGUGGACAGAAAGGCGAACACAAGUCCAACAAAUAUGCAAACGAAGCCGCAAAAACAACACCGACAACUCAUGGUAUCCAAGUGUUCAGCCCGUGAUUGCAGAGAUGCUGCACGACAUCAUGUCAAACGUCGAUGGUUGCUCAAGAUAAAAGCUGGCUUACAAAAACAGGUGGACAUUGAUUGGGAAUCGAGUCAACAUACAUCCAUGUCGUUCUGUGUCAGUCAUUAUUCGAAAAUCGAAAGAUUCUUGACUUGUGCAUUGUGUAAACGCCGAUUAGCUAGAAAUCACACUCAUCAAUUGGCAAAUACGGAAACUGACGAAUUGAAUCAAUUGCUUGGACAACAGGGGAUCCCUGUUUUAUUGUCGGCCGGCACUUUUGUUUGUAAAUUAUGCCGUUACUUUACACAAUUGCAAUUGAAAUACAAGGACGUGGAAAACAUGAACACGAAUCAUAAAUCAUUCUUCAAGAAUUAUCGAAAAAGAAUUCUACAUUAUCACGAUAUUGAAGUUCUGGAAAAUGAAGACGAAGAUUCGUCUCAGAAUAAUCAGUCGAAAGACAAAGACAAAGAUAAAAGGAAGAAAGCCAAGUGCAGUACUCAAACCAAGACUGCAACGUUUAAAUCUCCAGAUGGUACGAUAAAUUCCACUUUUGAAAAGUCUAUCCCAGAAUCGAGUAAAAACGAGGGAAUUAAUUCUGAGAUGGACAACGAAAAUCGUACCGUGAAAGGGAACUUGAGCGAUGAAAAUGUCGUGACAGAUGUGCAGUUCCUAGGUAUCGAGAACACCGUGGAGAAAUUGAAAAAGCGUAAGCUACUCGACACGAAUCCCUAUACAACGUCAGAUACAACGAUAUCUUGUGAUAAUCCAAACGAAGUUGUUGAAAUUCUCGCGAUGGACAAAGAAGUGACGUUAACCAGAUUGCCAAAGAGACCAAGGACGAAUAACGAUAUCACUCCAGUUGUACAGAGACUUGGUGCUAACCCCUCCAUUAGCGUGCGCACCCUUUUCCCCGGCGAAGAAGAAAUGAAUCUUCAUGCCAAUAUAGAGUUCACAAAUGUGCGAGAAAUAACACCCCAGGGUUGGGAGAAAUGUGCUACUAUGAUACAAUACGAUAGAGAUACGAAACUCCUUUGGCAAGAAUUGCAAAGACCAUACGGAAAUCAAAGCUCAUUUCUCAGGCAUUUGAUACUUUUAGAAAAAUAUUAUAGAUCCGGUGAUUUAAUUUUAGCUCCAAAUGCAUCACGGAAUGCAAUUAAUUACUCGACUUCCGUACAGAAUCGAUUGAUAUCGUACGAAGGUCCAGAAAAGAUGGAUGAACCAAUAAUGGAGCCAAUCGCCUCGGAGUAUCACAAUUCUCGUCGAUUGAGCGGUGGUUACGUGCUCGAAAGAGAUAAACCUCCUUUACCAACCAUAAACACUCCCAAACAAUUAUCGUCCAGCAAUACUGCACAAUCAAUAAAGAGUAGUCCUCCACGGAUACUGAAAUUAAAUCCUGGAGUGUCUAUAAUUAAAAAACCACCGCCUAACCUCCAACGGUUAAAUCUUCCCUCUACUAGCACCACCGCGAACGGUAAUAUGAAACGAAAGGACGGUCAAAAAUUACCAACCGUCGGUGGUAAAGUAUUCCAAUUAAGCGAACCUGAUUUUAAACGACUGCAAAAUCUGAAAAAACAAAAGCAGCAAAUGAUUACGGAGAAACAAUUGACCAACUCAAACGGAGGCAUGAAUAACUCGAAUUCCUCGCAAAAUUUAAAAUCAGUCACGCAGUACCAAAAAGCGCAAAUCGCCGCGCAAACGCAGUUUCAAAAACAUCUAAGAAUGCAACAGGAGAUGCUAAAUAGACAAAGCAGGAGCGACUUCGAGCCGUUGAUUUGCGACGUGCGUGCAUUGGCAAACGAGAAUAGUCCGACGCAAAAUCUGUUGCAUAACCUAAAUCUGCCGAAAUCGAUACAGGUGACAACUAAAACGUCCAAUCAGAUUCCAAUAUUGCCAAAAAUUCCGAAGUCAUUGACAGUGAUACCGCAAACGGUCACCAGACCAGCCGAAAAAUGAAACGACAAGAAGGACAAAUAAGAGGAUGAACAGUAAGUAAACAAUAUAUAGAUUAAUUCUUUCUUACGAAAGUGUAUAAAAGGGUGAAAUUCAUUAUCCAAUCCAAAUGGAUAAAAGGAAAAGGUGUUUUGUGAAAGAAAAAGAAUUAUCAAUAAGGUUAUGUCGUAACGAAUAACCGGAGAGAAUUAUUGAUCGAACUUAUAUUUUAAUACCAAUCAUGGUGGAUAGAGAAACAUAUCGAAAAUGUUUGAUAUGUGAAGAAUUAAUUAACGCUCGUUUUGAGUAGCGACAAUAUCUGCCUUAUAUAAAAAAAAAAAAACAAGUGCAAACGGAAUGUUUUUGCACUGCUCAAAAGAAAAAAAAAAAAAAUGAUUUUACGAUGGUAUGGUAAAUAAACGUACGUAUCGUGAUAAUCACAUGCGCGCAUGCGUACACGUUGUGAUAGUGUAUUACGGGAAUGUUUUGUUAAAAAACGUUACAACAGGAACAAAAAUAUGAAGAACUGAAUAACAAUCAUUAAUUAUGUUGUACACUAACAACCAAAGUAUCGAUAAAAAAAAAAAA